Molecule: messenger RNA, 879 nt
Organism: Entrophospora sp. SA101
Lineage: Eukaryota; Fungi; Glomeromycota; Glomeromycetes; Entrophosporales; Entrophosporaceae
Source: the annotation of a GenBank genome assembly
AUGGAUACGAGUAAUGGAAAAGUUUCUUUAUCUAUUACUAAUUUUGUUUUAAGGAAAGGCCAUGUUCUAUACAAUCCAUUGUAUUCCAAAUCCAUGAAAAAAGACUCUACAGUUUCACUUAGAUUUUUAAAUGAGCAACUUAGUAAUAAAAAUAACUUUGAUAGAACCCAUAUCCAUAUUCACGAAAAAAUUGUUUCUGCAACUUAUUGGCUUUACUUCAGAGUUAAGAAUGGUAUGCCAUCAAUAAUUCAUGAAAAAUCUGGCCUUUUAAUUGUACCAUUAACUCUUCGAUUCAAUCCCAACUCAGGAGAUAGCGGUAUAGAUAUAUUUGGCAAUUAUAAUCAUUAUCUGCUCUUGAUUCAAUGCAAAGAUUUCACUAACAAAAUUGAUGUCGAUUAUAUUCGUGCUUUCGAAAGUAUCGUAGCAAGAUUUGAUAAAGAUAAUACUAUUAGAGUUUAUGUGAUAUUGGCAAAGGACGGUUAUGCAAAGGGCUCUGUAGAAAGAGUCAAUUCACCAGAACGUUAUUUGUUGUUCACAAACAUAUGGAAUUUGGAUCGGGACAUCUCCGAGUACUUAUCUAAAAUAUCAAAAGAUAAUUCUGUAGAAGGAAAACUUCACAAAAUAGAAAAGGGGAUAAAUGAAAUUAUCGAGAUGCUCGAAAAAGAAUCAGAUGCAAGAACAAAAGGCGCAAAAACGAACAUUGAUGAACAUCCACAUACCAAUUUAUCAUCAGAAACUGAACUUUCAUUUCUUAGCUUUCAGCGUUCUGCUGACUUCGUUGAAGGCGGUCUUUAUCAAAUCUUUGGUGUUGUGCAUUACUGUUCAAAUCGUUUUUAUCUAAUCAGAAUAUGCACUCAAUACAGGUCUGAAUUGGAAUAG